Molecule: messenger RNA, 628 nt
Organism: Tilletiopsis washingtonensis
Lineage: Eukaryota; Fungi; Basidiomycota; Exobasidiomycetes; Entylomatales
Exons: 1
Coding region: 11-490 (159 amino acids)
Source: RefSeq, a predicted model, not a curated record
AGCCGAUCCAAUGGCGCUCACCGUGCGACUCAGCUGCCGCCACAGCCGGCUGCAGCAUCGGCGGCCGCGGCGUCCUGGCAGCGAGACGCCGACCCACGUGGCGGACGGCGUCGCUGUCGCGUCGGUGCGUCGUCGGCGUCCUCCGCGCCUCGACGCGCAUCACGCACGAGGCCCGCUGCGCGCCGGUCCUUCUUUGCCAUGCGCCUCCACACUCCUCGCUCCCUCUCUCUCUCGCCUCCUCAUCGUGCGCCUCGCUUCCAUGGCGGCGUCUGCCGCGCCGCUGCCGGCUGCGGCGUCACGCAGCAGCCCGCCGCAGUUCGCAGACGCCUCGGCACACGGCACGCCGUGCUUCGUCACCGUGUGGAGCCUGCUGCCGCCGUCGCGCUGGGAGGCGCUGGCGUGGGCCGCCGGCGUCGGCGUGCUGCACACCAACGUCUGGCUGCCCGACACGGCAACCGAGUGGGCCUUUGGCGGGCAUGACGUGCCGUGAGUGGGCGGGCAGCACCGGCAGUGCCAUGCUAUCUCAGGCAGCUCGCUCAUCGUCGGCACAGCGGCACGACGGGCAUCUUUGCCCUGCCGCGCGACCUGCCGCAGGGGCGCCCAGCCGACGGUCUCUCGCGCCUCGGGC